AAAAAGAUUGUAGCUUAUGAAGCCUACUCAAGGGGUUUUGUUUUCAAGGAUAAACAACAGUCAUUUUACUCUAUGACGUUUGUGCCUUGCCGCGGUUUUGUAUUUUGAAAACAGUACCAACAAAAAGUACAAAUCUACAAAUUACUAUGACAGGAGCGUUUAAAUGAAUUUUUAACGAAAUUAAGUGAUGGACAGCAAGUCUGACUUUAUUUUGUUUUACUAGUAAUUAAACAUUUUAUUUUUACUGUUCUACUGCUUUGUUCUCAGUUACUGUGUAUCAUUUUAUGUAUCCAUCGAUGUGUAACAAACAUGACACUUAGGUUAGCUGCUUUGAAGCAUGUAUAUGAGCUUUCCGAAAUUUGUGCCAAGGCUAAAGAACCAUACUCAACAAGUGACUUGAGUACUCUUCGAGAUUUAUUAACUGCUUUGUCAUCUUAUGACCAUAAUUUAAUAAUAUCAUGGUUCAGAUUACAGGAGAAGCUUCUUCCCUUAGAGUUGUUAUGGCUGUUGCAGUCUCAAGGCCUAGUACAAUUUACUACACAUAUUUACUACAAAACAAAUUUGAUUGCUGGCCUGAGUGAGCAGUUUGAGAAACAGAUUUGGUGUCAAGAUGAGACCUUGCGACAAAACUGUGCAGAGACUGUGGCUGGACUGUUGGCAACUCUGGUAAAUCUUGGUCCUCACACUUCUCGUCAUGUCUGUGGGCCGGCCCAGCAACUGUUGGAGACCGUCAUGGAGAAGUUUGUUGAUAGGCUCUUUGAAGAUUCCUCAGUUCCUGAGAUACCAGUACCUUUCCUCUCCAAGCUAUUGGGCAGCUCUGUCUGUGUACAGUCCAGACUACAAGUGUUCUGUGUGUCUGUGCUACGAACAUUUGUACAGUCUGUGAGAAAAGGAGUUACAGUUGAAGAGGCUAUACAGGAUCAAUCUGAGCUUUAUACAACCAGCAAAUCUUCUCCUGUGAUCACUGAAGUCGUUAGUAAGAUUCUGUCAAAGUUACCAGCAGAAGAUGUUAUCAAUGAAUUGAGCAAAAUCGUACUUGAAGAGCAAUUCAACUGGCGUUGGCUAUUGACAACUGUUUCAGUGUUUGUUUCAUUAAGUACACAAGGAGCUGAAACUCUUAAAGCUACAGUGGAAAACUGGAUGAUGCAGGCGUUUUCCAGCAAGGACUCACGUUUGUUGUCUGCUGCAGUUCUCUGUGCACGACAGUGUUGUACAGAAAACAUGCAAGUGUUUGGUUCCUACGCAACGUGGUUCGGUGGCCUACAAGUGCGCCCGGCAUCGGCCUUCAAAUUUCUCUUCAGUUUCUUAUCGGAGAUGGUCCCUUUUGAGCCAGUUCUAUGUCUCAAGAUCCAUGUCAAUAAGGUACCUUCAGUGCCUGCUAACUGCCACAGUGUAGUAGCAGACUACACGAAUCUCGCCAAGACUAGACUGGCAGACCUCAAGCAGACCACUGACUACGUCGGUCUCUUCGGCGAGUACACCACUACAGAACAGGAGGGCCGUGAAGCUGAUGUCGCCAAAGUGGUAGCCUACUUCAAUCAGACUAGAGAAAUUAUGAAAAUAGUUUUAGAAGCCUCUGUGUUUAGAAAACAAUUUUAUGAAAAAGUGUUCUUGGCUGAAUUACUGAAAGACUACAAUUUAAGGCAUGUGGAGUUUAUUAAAAAAUUAUAUAGUAUAGGAAAAAUUCCUCAUGCUCUGUAUAAUAGAUGGCGGCAACAACGGUUUUGA
Molecule: messenger RNA, 1728 nt
Organism: Homalodisca vitripennis (glassy-winged sharpshooter)
Lineage: Eukaryota; Metazoa; Arthropoda; Insecta; Hemiptera; Cicadellidae
Product: Fanconi anemia group A protein homolog
Exons: 8
Coding region: 310-1728 (472 amino acids)
Biological process (GO): interstrand cross-link repair
Cellular component (GO): Fanconi anaemia nuclear complex
Source: RefSeq, a predicted model, not a curated record